Molecule: messenger RNA, 1504 nt
Organism: Zea mays
Lineage: Eukaryota; Viridiplantae; Streptophyta; Magnoliopsida; Poales; Poaceae
Exons: 4
Coding region: 220-1107 (295 amino acids)
Biological process (GO): positive regulation of DNA-templated transcription
Cellular component (GO): nucleus
Molecular function (GO): DNA-binding transcription factor activity
Source: RefSeq, marked provisional
GUUUUUAACUAACAUUUCCUAAGUGUUAGUUUAAAUUUUUUUUGGUGCUGAGCUGAGACAGGGACAGGCAAGCAGGAGGAAGGGGAUGGAGUGGCGCCGUUAGCGAGGCAAGGUUCAGUCUACUCGUUGACGUUCGACAGAUCCCAGAGCACCCUCGGCGGGGCCGCCGCCAGCUGUGGCGGUAGCCGUGGCAUCCCCAAGGGUUUCGGCUCCGUGAACAUGGACGAGCUGCUCCGGAGCAUCUGGACCGCAGAGGAGACCCAGGCCAAGGCCUCCGCCUCUAUCGCAGGAGCGAGCGCGGGGAUGCCCCCCACGCCGAUGCAGCGGCAGGGAUCGUCGCUCACACUGCCCCGCAUGCUCAGCACCAAGACGGUCGACGAGGCGUGGAGAAAUCUCGUGCGCGACGAACCGCCGCAGGGGGCGGACGGCGGCGGACACCAGCCGCCCCACCGCCAGUCAACGCUCGGGGAGAUGACUCUGGAGGAGUUCUUGGUCAGAGCUGGCGCGGUCAAGGAGAACCCCGCUUCUGCUCCUCCAGCGCCGCCACCCAUGGUGCCGCCGCGGCCGGUACCUGUUGCCCCUAAAAGCUCCGCCUUUUUUGGGGAUUUACCGGGUGCCGACGACGACGCAGCUACGGCAGCGGUAGGGUUUGCACCGGUCGGCAUGGUGGAUCUGGCCCUGAUACCGCCCAGGGCGGCAGGCAUGGGAGGCAGCGCCAUGGCUGUGCAAACAGCGGUGAGCCAGCUUGAUUCUGUCGGGAAGGGAUACAGCGACCUGUCGUCGCUGACGGAGCCGCAAACUUUUUCGUUUGAAAGAAUGAUUCGGGGGAGAAGGCAUGGAGGCGGAGUGGAGAAAGUGGUGGAGAGGCGGCGGCGGAGGAUGAUCAAGAACAGGGAGUCCGCCGCGAGGUCCCGAGCGCGCAAACAGGCUUAUACAAUGGAGUUAGAAGCCGAAGUUCAGAAACUCAGAGAGCAGAAUCAGGAACUGGAGAGGAAACAGGCAGAAAUUAUGGAAAUGCAGAACAACGAGGUAUCAGAAAUGUUGAAGGAUCCAUUCGGACGGAAGAAACGGCUGUGCUUGCGAAGAACGUUGACGGCCCCCUGGUGACGAUUGCCUAGAACAGCACAUGACUUGCACUUGCUACGUACCUGCAGGGGCGUUUGGGAUCUGUAGAUAAUUUCUCUCCUAUAGUGUAGCGAUGAACCCAUGAACAUGAACAUAAUCUAAAUGAUUGUACUGUUAGCUCCCUUCUGCCGCUUACGUAGUACUGGAGUACCGUAUUGGUGGAGUCGAAAACUGACAUGUAAAUUAUGUACGUAGUAGAGAACAAAAUGGAGUGAAGCCGGUCGCAAGAGUUGUGGCUUCAGUCAUCCUCCAGAGCUUGUGCAGAGUUGCCUAGGUUUUGCAUCUUGCUGGCACAUCCAGACUCCAGAGCUUGUGCAGAGUUGUCUAGGUUUUGCCAUCUUCCAGAGCUUGUGCAGAGAAUGAAUGAUUUUAAAAGAUC